CUAUGACGAAAUUCACAACCACUCCAGAUGCAAUAGCCGCCCCAACAAAUUUUGAUGAUGAAACACCCGUAGCAGAGUUAGUGCGGUCCUUCGAUUGGGCGUCUACACCAUUGGGGCCCAUGGACAAUUGGCCUUUCUGGCUGAAGUCAGUUGUGAAUUUAUGUCUUUACUCGGUGAUUCCCAUCACAUUAUAUAUUGGACCUGAAAGAAGGAUGAUAUACAACCAGGUAUGGAGACCAAUUUUUCAGGCGGAUCAUCCUGAUGCCCUGGGGAAGCCUGGAUUAGAAUACUAUCCUGAUGCGCACGAACAACUGGAUCCAUUAUUUAAAGCAGCCUUUGCAGGAAAAGGUCAAUUCCAAGAAGAGUUCCCUGCAUAUCUUAAUAGAACUGGCUAUUUAGAAGAGAUAUUCUGUACAUUUUCGCUCAGUCCUAUAUUUACUGAUGAUGGGGGAAUAGGAGGAGUAAUCUGUCUUUUGCAAGAGAUUACACAAAAAGUUCUUAUGACUAGAAGACUGAAAUUAUUAAAGGAACUUGCUAAUGGAACGCAAGGAGUAAAGUCAAUUCAAAGUGUUUGCCAUUCAAUUACCAAGAUUUUCCGUGAUAAUAACGCGGAUAUACCGUAUGCAAUAUUAUAUCUUGUUGAAAAUCAAAAAAGAGAACAUGAAGACAAACCACAAAGAGUACAACUAGAAGCUACAACAUUUGAUCAUGAUUUACAGCUUUUUAAAAGAGCCGAUGGUUCUGACGAAUAUAUCUACAUACAUGGUCAAUCCAGCAGAGAGCUACCCGAUAAUUUACUAAGGACCCCUGAUCUGAUAAACUUGACAGAUUCCAGGCAAGAUACUGACAGCAUGCGUGCAUAUACUGAUGCAUCUAAUCCGUGGCCAAUAAAACGCGCGGUGUUCAAUGAUGAGAACGUAGUUAUAAGAUUGCCUGACAACUCUAUAGCCGUAUUGUGUCCAGUGUCUUCAAUAUACUAUGGGAAAAGCGUAUUGACUGCUGUGGCGAUAUUUGGCAUUAACAAUCAUCGAGUAUUCGAUAACGAAUAUAAAGAAUUUCUCCAACUUGUUGUUGGCCAAAUGAGUUCUAGCUUUACACGAAGUCGAGCGCGAGAAGGAGAACAGAAACGAAAAGAUGUGCUGGCUGAGUUAGACAGACAAAAAAUCGCGUUCUUUCAAAGCAUCAGUCACGAAUUACGAAGUCCGCUGACUUUAAUGCUUUCACCUUUGGAGGAGGCAACUGGGUUAUGCUCGGAGAGCUCUCCAAUAUUAGGUCAUCUCAAACGAAUUCGAAAUAGUAACCGAAGAUUAUUAAGCUUAGUAGAUAAUUUACUUCAGUUCACUCAUGUAGAAACAAAUAGACUUUUGGCAUAUUUUUUUGAGUCAGACAUUGCAAAGUUAACAAAAGAUUUAGCGGCAAGUUUUGAAAGCAUGGCAAAAUCUUUCGGUCUUUAUUUUAAUAUCGAUAUUCCUAGUGAUCAAGAUCUUGCAUGCCAAAUGAAACAAAAAGUAUUUUUGGACAAUGAGAUGUACGAAAAGAUACUGUUUAAUUUAUGUUCAAAUGCAUUUAAUUAUACGUUUACCGGUGGAGUGACUGUCCGAUUAUUUGUAGAGAAAAAAGAUGACAGAGAAGGCGUAGUACUUGAAGUAUCCGAUACAGGCAUCGGUAUACAAGAAAAGCAUCUCUCAAACAUCUUCCAACGCUUCUACCGCAUCGAGUCUCAAGAUUCACGCGGUCAUGAAGGUACUGGGAUUGGCCUUUCUCUAGUUAAGGAGCUCAUCAUGCAACAUGGUGGUGAGAUCUCGGUUAAGUCGAAAGUGGGCAUUGGUACUACCUUCCGUGUUUGGUUUCCCACCGGAUAUGAACAUCUUCCGAAGAAACAAGUUCACUUUUGUGCCGAACGAAACCAACUUUAUCCUGGCGUCUCACAUGGAAACGAAUCUCAUUCGACUAUUGACUUGUACCUGAGCGAGUGUAUGCAACGUAUGCAAUAUUCAGAAACUGAUGAGCUGUCCAGUAAGCAUGAUCACCGUGGUUUGGUACAAACCUAUGAUUUGCCUUCUAUGCCAUUAAAAAAACAGUUGCAUGCGGAUCUCGAUUAUGUCAACACUGAAAAUACAAGAGCCCUUGUCUUAGUUGUCGAUGAUAAUACGGAUAUGAGAAACUAUUUGAGUGCUCUGAUUAAGAAACAGUACGAUUGUCUCUGCGCUGUUGAUGGUCAUGAUGCGCUCAAAAUCGUAAAAAGUUCGCCACGAUUACCUGACUUGAUUCUUUGUGAUGUCAUGAUGCCAAACGUGGAUGGCUAUGAACUGCUUACUGCACUGCGCAACGAUCCGAAAACGCAAACGAUACCGGUGAUUAUGAUGUCAGCUUUAACAGGAGAAGCCAGUGUUGAAGCAUUGGAAAAAGGGGCAGACGAUUAUAUAGUUAAACCAUUUAACGCUCGUGAACUUAUGGCUCGCGUUCGUGUGAACAUCAAGCUUUAUCAUGUCCGUCGUCAACUUAUUGCGGAACAGCAGCAUAAUAUUGAGUUUACGCAAAUGUUAUUUACGAUUGGGAACAAAAUACGCUCUGGUUUCGGGGUACAAGAAACCCUUGAGACUGCCAUUUCAGAAAUUAAAAAAGUUUUAUCAUGUGAUUCUUUGAUGAUAACUAAGGAUCUUAUUGCGGAAGAAGGAAAUGGCUGUAAGGUGAUGGCUGCUUCGUUGCAUUCAGCAAUCGGUAUACAAGAUGGUAUUGUUGGGUGUAAAUUUUCAUGUUCAGCUGAUGACAAAAACACGGCCGGUAGUGAAACCUCAACAAUUUCGGAGUGUACUAUUGACCACUGUCAUAGACAUGCAAGAUCACAUAUGCUAUUGUAUGAAGAAUGUGAUUCUGACAACUUGGAUGUAAAAAUAUGUACAGAUUGCAACUCGAGAAUAUUGCAUCAGCAUGUUUCCAUUAUCAGUGUACCUAUUCGUCUGAAAUCAUCUCCUUGGGGAUGGUUUGUUGCUUACCGCCAACCAGGUAGUAAUUGGACAGAGCGGGAGAGAGCUUUCCUGCGACAGGUCUCAAACCAAACGAGUCUAGCCAUCAGCCAUGCCAUCCUUGUCGAAGAGAAACUAAAGCGAGAAGCACAAGUCCAGGCUGCUAAAGAAACUAAUAAAGCCAAAAGUCUGAUAUUAACCAAUACGUCUUAUGAGCUUCGUACUCUGUUGAACACAAUUUCUGGGACACUCACUGCGUUUGAAAGGACACCCCUUACACCUGAACAUCAGGAUGUUGUUGACGUAACAUCACGUGGAACCAAUGCUGCCCUGUCCGUAGUGAACGAUAUCCUAGAUGCAGCGAGUUUGAGAAAACACGAGCUUACUUUGAUAAACCGUACCUUUGAUUUAUUUGAUUUUAUAGAAAAGACUAUAAUAGUAUUUGGUGAGCGUGCGAGCGCAAAGGAGCUUGAGUUGAUCGUUUUAUAUGAGCCACUGGUACUUCCGAAAUAUGUAAAGACAGAUCCGGAGAGACUGCAACAAGUGAUACUGAAUCUAUUAUCUAAUGCGAUAAAGUUUACGGAUAGUGGUCAAAUUGUAGUAAAACUGUCAAUAAGAAACAGCGAUGAUAUAACAGUUGGUGAUAAAUUUUGCGACAACUAUAAGGAUCGCAUAUAUGUGGAAGUAUCAGAUACUGGUGUGGGCGUUGAUCCGGCGUCUAUUGAACGUAUUUGGGAAAGUUUUUAUCAAGGAGAUGCUUCGAUGACUCGUGGUAAAGAUGGUACUGGCUUAGGUCUCUCUAUAUGUAGAAAUCUAAUUAACCUGAGCGGUGGUGAAUCUGGGGUUGAAAGUGAGCUUGGUAGAGGAAGUAAAUUCUGGUUUAUCUGGAAUAUCGAACGUAUGCCUCUGUCAACUGUACCAAUGUUACAUGACCAUAACACUUUGCAAGCUCAGCCAGACCAACCGAAAUGCCAAGGCUUUUUGUCAGCAAAAUCUAGAAAAGUUCUUAUUAUCGAUUCUGUGGAGGUGGCUAGAUCAGCUUACGCUACUCUGAUAGGAGGAAGCGUCGAAGCGGUAUAUACAUAUUCAGAUUGUAACAGCGCACUUGAGGCGGCCAGAGAACAUAAAAAGAAAUACGGUAGACCCCUUUGCGAAUUUGUAUUUUUCAGCGUGGGAAACAAUAAUGCUAUGCAAGUCGAGAAUGUGGCCAAAGAACUGAAGCAUAUCUGUGGAAACCAUUUAUCGAUUGUGUUGAUGGUGUUCUGGUCAAUUGCAGGAUGCUCUCUCGGAAAGGAUAUGAUCGAAAGAAUAGGAGACAAUGCUGCCGCUAUCUGUAAGCCAAUAACACGGAAGCGUAUGAUGGAAUGUAUUUCAAAUUUCGAUAUGUUUAUGACUGGGCCUGGAAACGAGAAUAACGAAAAGGUUCGUCUGUCGGCGUAUGACAAAUCUUAUUAUCAUAACCGACCUGUAACUAGCUAUCCAGACGGACCAGCGGUGGUGCGAGGUGUUAAAAUGUCCUCAAAAAGUGAGAGUGAAUUUAAGCCUGAAGCUGUCACUGUUAGACCUCUUCCAAUAAAGAGAUUGGCUUCUAGCGAACUCAGGGAUCAACAUAACGAUGAGGAAAGAACAGACAUUUCAAGAAGAAGAAUUGCAAAAUCAUCUAAAUAUAUACUUCAUGUGGAAGAUAACGCCACCGAACGAAAGGUUGUCCAAAUACAAUUGGAAAAGUUAGGUUACCGGUAUAUAAAAGCAGAAAAUGGAAAAGAAGCUGUUGAAUUUAUGAAGACGAGAUUUGGGAAGAGUCAAUGCGAAAGCAGCAGUAGUUCUAACGCGGUUGACUCUCAGUCAUUAGAAACCAAAACGGAUAUAUUGUUGAUUCUGAUGAACUGUUCAAUGCCUGUUAUGUCGGGAUUUGAAGCAACUCGAGCAAUCAGGUUAUUGGGUCCGGAAUUUCAGAAGAUUCCGAUUAUUGCAUUGACCGCAUCUGCCACAGCAGGAAUUCGUGAAAAAUGUUUAGAGGCCGGCAUGAAUGACUGUAUAAUAAAACCAUCAUGGUUGAAACCUUUGAAAGAGAAGCUGACUGAAUUGUUUGGUGAGGAUUAA
Paraglomus brasilianum is the source of this 5069-nucleotide messenger RNA. The record is from the annotation of a GenBank genome assembly. Lineage: Eukaryota; Fungi; Glomeromycota; Glomeromycetes; Paraglomerales; Paraglomeraceae.